Molecule: messenger RNA, 1968 nt
Organism: Striga asiatica
Lineage: Eukaryota; Viridiplantae; Streptophyta; Magnoliopsida; Lamiales; Orobanchaceae
Source: the annotation of a GenBank genome assembly
UUUUUUUUUUUUAUGGCAAAACCAAUCGAUAGGCAUUUUCCGCAACCCGCAAUUCUCUGAAGUUAGCCGGAGACGCUAUGGAAGACCAGUCCCGUGGGUCUCUGAGAAAAUUGGCGAAAGCGAGAGCGGGUUUUAUCACCGAGAUCGAUGAUUUAGGAGAUGAUCUUAUGCAAAACAUCCUCAGCCGGCUGCCGGCGUUAUACUUCGCCUGGGCGGCGUGUGUUAGCCGCUCCUGGAACGCCCUCUGCAACCGCAUCCUCUCUUCUCCGAAGCUCUCCUCCGCCGUCUCUUUUAACUCUUCUCUGGAGAAUGCUGUGAAUGAGGUUAUGGACAAGGUUUUAUCAGAACCCAUUCGCCCUCAUUUUGCACUGGCUUCAAUUGGCCCCCAUUUUAGCUUACAAUCAGCUCUGGAACUGAUUGAUGCAAAACUUGGUUCCAGUAUUCCUGUAAUUGUCAAUGUGUCAGAGGGAAUCAUAGGCAAGGAUGCACACACAGAGCAGUUUGUUGAGGUACUAUGGGAAGUAACUGAGGAGCAGGAAGGGCAACCACCAGAAGAGACUAACAGGGGAAUUAUACUAACGGUUGGAUUUUUACCAGGGUUAAAGGCCCUUAUAGUCCCUUUGCUGUGCAGAAAGAAGGUAAAAAGCUACAAUGGCCUAUCGUUAGUUGUUAUAAGGUGCACACAGGAACAGGGACCUCAAGGUCAUCUCAUUGAUGAUUUUGUAAUGAGUAUCCGAGAAGUUGCAUCUGCAGUUUCAGAUUCAGCAGUUCCUGCCGGAGUCAUACUGUUUGCGGAUCGGAAAGCAAAUGUCAAACUCAUUCUUCAAAAGAUUGACUAUGCGUUCCCUGAGGACACCUUCGUUGUGGGUGAUGGAGGCAGUCCCUUCUUAUAUCGAUGUCAUAGAAGAAGCGAUAACACUAGUUUGCCUGAUUCAAUUUGUGCGGCAGUUUCCCUAGUAUUUGCACGGGAUAGGAACAAGCCUUUAGGUGUUGGGGAAACUCAAUUUCAUACCAUGUUCUCAGCUGGCAUAUCACCUGUUGGAAACACUUACAAGGCAGUUUGUGCUAAAUGUAUUAAAAGUUCAACUUGGCUCACAGCAUCUAGAGAAACAGUUCGUAACCCUCUUGAUGGCCAAGCUAUAUUAGAUGAAAUCUAUGACGAGCUUGGAGAUCGUAUUCAGUAUCCUGCUUUCUACAUUGGAGUAACAAAAAGAAGAAAAUGCUCAGUUCGCAUGGAAAGAGUAAGACAGAUGCAAUUCCUUGAAUUCCAUGAGGUUCUGGGAGGUGACGAAGAGUAUCUGUUUGCUAAUUCUGUUGGCAUAACAACCACCGACCCCUUCCGUUUCUACAUCUCAGACUCAAAACUUGCUCUUUCAUCUUGCAAUAAGGUUGGUGAUGAGCUCCGUGAGCUAAAGAUGGAUUGUGAAAAGAGACGAGUCUUUGGUGGCAUUAUAUUCUCUUGCUGUGGUCGAGGUGAGUCCUUUUUCAGAAGUGCGGGUGUCGAUAGCGCCCCUUUCAUAAGCAACUUCCCAGGAGUUGCUUUCGGAGGAAGUUACUGUGCUGGGGAAAUUGGACGUGCGAAAUCGAGCUUGUAUGGUGGAGACAGUGAAGUUUCAUGCAGUGAACAUGUAUAUAGUGCCAUUUAUCUAGUUAUGUCUUACUGUCCCCCGCCUCAACUGGAGUAGCACAUUUUAUUAUUAUCAACCUCUCUUUUUGCUUGGAAGUGAUGGGGAAAGAGUUAUCGAGUUUUUGAGAUUUCUGAUGAUGAGUAUAAAUGGUUUGUAGAAAUGUACUUGACGUGAACAUAUACAUUAAUAUGGUCAGUAUAAAUGGUAUGUAAACAAUAUUGGUUCUGGGGAGGUCAUGUUUGCUUAUUGUUUUUGUUACUUUAUUUUGAUCCUGCAAUAUUAUCAUCUUAUUCCCCAGUCUCCAGGAAAAGCGCACACUUUGUUCUUCAUUCUCACUCCA